Vigna unguiculata (cowpea) is the source of this 1644-nucleotide messenger RNA. RefSeq names its product F-box protein PP2-A13-like. The record is from RefSeq and is a predicted model, not a curated record. NCBI's taxonomy places the organism in Eukaryota, Viridiplantae, Streptophyta, Magnoliopsida, Fabales, Fabaceae. Gene Ontology annotation, molecular function: protein binding.
ACCACAAGUGUCUUUCUUAUAAGCCAAAACCUGAGCUUCCCACAACCCUUUCUUAAAUCCAAAACUCACAAUAAAACAUGGAAACACCUUCUCUUUCUCCUUCUUUCUCUCUUAUGCUCUAUCACCUCCUCCUUUACCACUGAACUAAAUCACCAGCAUCAACAACAAAAACCCUUUCUUCAAUUCUUCACUCCAAAAACUUCAAUCACAAACCUUUUUCUUCUGCAUCAUGGGCGCUGGUGUUUCCACAAGUGCCGCGGAAAACGAUGAAGUUGGCACCUUUUCUUUGUCCUCCCCACAGGCGACAACCUUUGAUGAUGUUCCUGAGAACUGCAUCUCUUCUCUGAUGAUGAGUUUUGAUCCACAAGAGAUUUGCACAUUGGCCAGAGUGAACAAAGCCUUCCACAGAGCUUCUUCUGCAGACUUUGUAUGGGAAUCAAAGCUGCCCUCAAACUAUCAACUCCUUCUCAAAAAAGUACUCGGUCAACACACCGAUCUUUCUUCCAUCACCAAGAAAGAGAUCUAUGCCAAACUUUGCACACCCAAUUUCUUCGACCAUGGCACCAAGGAGAUUUGGCUUGACAGAUGCAGUGCACAAGUUUGUUUGUUCAUUUCUUCAAAAGCCUUCAAGAUUACAGGAAUAGAUGAUAGAAGAUAUUGGAAUUAUGUUCCGACUGAGGAAUCCAGGUUCAAGAGUGUUGCAUAUCUUCAACAGAUGUGGUGGGUUGAAGUAAUGGGGGAACUAGAGUUUGAGUUUCCAAAGGGAAACUAUAGUGUGUUUUUCAAGCUUCAAUUGGGGAAGCCCACAAAGAGAUUGGGCCGGAGAGUAUGCAACCUUGAUCAAGUUCAUGGAUGGGACAUCAAGCCCGUCAGAUUUCAGCUAUCUACAUCCGACGGUCAGAGUUCACUCUCGCAGUGUUAUCUGCGUGGGCCUGGAGAAUGGGCCCACUAUCAUGUUGGGGACUUUGCAGUUGAGAAGCCCAAUGAGCCAACAAACAUAAAGUUUUCUUUGGCCCAAAUUGAUUGCACGCACACCAAAGGUGGGCUUUGCAUAGAUGGGGUAGUGAUUUGCCCAAAGGACUUUUCAGAAAGACUGAAACAGAUUUAGGAGAGAAAUGUUAGGAACACAUUCUUUUGGACAUACUCUCUUACCGAUUGAAAUUUAUUAAAAAUUAUUAAAGAAAAGUUGAAACUCGUUUAUUUAAUGAGUUUUUUUCUUUCUUUCUCGAUUUUGUAGUUUUCAAUCAAUUUUAACCAUUAAGAGAGUAAGUUGAAAAGGAGGUGUUACUAGCACUUUUACUCUAGGGAAAGUAUACUUGUCAUUGUGUUUUCAGUUAAUCACUUUUGUGAGAGCAAAAUUAGGUCUAGGUUUGUUUAAUUAGCUUUAAUUUUUUUAUUAUUUUAGAUUUUUCAGAUCAUUGGGUCUUUUAUUUUUAUUUUUUUUUAAAAGGAAGAGUUACUUGGGCACCCUAUUUUUGUCACAAAGGAAGUCCUGAACACGAAUUGGGAAGAGGAGAGUUACUUGUAGCAAGGCUGUUGUUUUAUAGGGUGCAGCUGUGAGUGUUUUUUUUGUUGACUUUUUUUUUCUGUAAAUAAAUUCAAAUAUGUGAAAUAGUAUCCAGGUUGCAUUUGGUUUUAUAUAAA